This is a messenger RNA of Phytophthora sojae, 679 nucleotides long. RefSeq lists its product as hypothetical. Gene Ontology annotation, molecular function: transcription elongation factor activity. Gene Ontology annotation, cellular component: super elongation complex. NCBI's taxonomy places the organism in Eukaryota, Oomycota, Peronosporomycetes, Peronosporales, Peronosporaceae. Gene Ontology annotation, biological process: regulation of transcription elongation by RNA polymerase II; positive regulation of DNA-templated transcription. The record is from RefSeq and is a predicted model, not a curated record. The coding region runs from base 10 to 672 and encodes 220 amino acids. The transcript has a single exon.
ACAUCGAAGAUGGCGGACGAGCAAGAGCCACCAGCGGCUCCGCUGGACGACCGCGAGUAUCCUGUGGUGCUGGGCGCGUCGCUGCUCGACGCCGACGCAGACGAAGAGCAGCAGCAGCAGCCGCGCGAGGUGUUUACGUCCUUCGGCUAUGAGUUCCAGCCCGCGUCGGUGGACAAGAGCACGCCAGGACUCGUGAGCGUGGACGGCUCCAACGGCGCUCACGUGCUCAUGGGCUCGUCCACAGGCGCACCGGGCGGCGUGAGCUUCAAGGGCAAGCUGGUGGAGCACAAGGACACUGACUGCUUGCUCAUCUUUGACGGCUCAGUCUUCCGGCUCGAGCGCUGCCCGUUCUCCUGCAUGCAGCUGCGUCACGUGCGUGCUCCGCCUCCGCGGCGGCGUGUGAUGAUCCCGCAGACAACUGAGCAAGCAAGCGGCACUGGUGCUGCAGAUACGAACGAGGUGGGUACACCCGCUGCAGCGACGGCAGCAGCAGUAUCUAGGACAGGGAAGAGGAUGGUGGGCAAAGCGAAGACGCCAGCCAAGCGAUCGGCGGCCAGACCAAAGGGCCCCACGGCCGUAAAGCGACCUAGAGGCAGACCGAAAGGAACGACAAAGGCAGUAAUGGAGGCGAGGAGAGCUCGUCUGGGGGAAAAUGCAAAGACCGGAGCGUGAGUUGUGG